AUGUAUAAUAGUGGUAAUAACGGAAAAGAAAUUGAUUACAUAGAUUUGUGCAAUGAUGAUGAAAUUGAUUUAGUUGGUGUUAAUUCAUUGCCAAAGUCAAAUGUAAAUAGUAUAAAAAAUCAUUCAAUCAUUACUUCAUCUACAAUAACAUCAAUGAAUUCAACAAUACCAAAAUCACCACAAAAAAUGAAUAGUAAUAAUAGUAAUAAUAAUAAUAAUAAUACUGAAACAACAACUACAACAACAACAUCAACAACAACAAAUACAAAUAUAACAAAACCAACUGUAAAUCAUUUAAAACCAUCAACACCAAAGAGACCUAAAACAAAUAAAAAUGAUUUUCCUUCAAAAAAAACAAAAUCCAGUGCAAUUGAUUUAUUCGAUGAUGUUAUACCAUUUGAAGAUGCAAUGGAAUUAUUAAAAAAUAGUUUUGAAUUAAAGUAUGGUAUACCAAAUAAUAAUAACAAUAAUAGUAAUAAUAAUAAUAAUAAUAAUAAAACAACACAAUUAUUUGAAAAUAUUGAACAUAAAAGAGAAUCAUUAAAUAAAGAACAAUUAGAGAUAUUAGAUAAUGUUUUAAAUGGAAAGAAUAUAUUUUUUACAGGUCCUGGUGGCACUGGUAAAUCAUAUCUUUUACAUGUUAUGAUUAAAGAGUUAUCAAAGAGAGGUAUUCGUUCAUUUGUAACUGCUACGACGGGUAUUGCAGCAUUGAAUAUAGGUGGUACGACAAUUCAUUCAUUCGCAGGUAUUAGAUUAGGUAAUCAACCAUUUAAAUUCCUAUUAGAGGCAGCAUAUGGUAAAAAAAAUAAUUGGAAAUCUUGUGAAGUAUUAAUAGUGGAUGAGAUAUCAAUGUUGGAUGGUGAUUUAUUUGAUAAUUUAGAAAAGAUUGCACGUAUAAUUAGGUUGAAGUCAAAUUUAAAGUAUGGUUAUAAAAAGAAGAUUGAGUAUCCUGACCCAUCGAAAUUACCUUGGGGUGGUAUUCAAGUUGUGCUAUCGGGUGAUUUCUAUCAAUUGCCACCAGUACCAUCACCACCACCCGAUGCACAUUUCACUAGGGAUGAUUUAUCUUUGGUUAAAAAGAGAACUCAUUGCUUUGAUGCAGAGUCUUGGGAUAGUUCAAUUGAUAUCAUUAUACCAUUGACUCAAAUUUUCAGACAAAAGGAUCAACAUUUCUCAGAGAUGUUAUCAAGAAUUCGUGUUGGUAAUAUAGAUGAUAAGAUUCUUCAAGAGUUAAGAAAAUGUGAUAAACCAUUGGUUACCGAUAAUGGUAUACAACCAACCAUUCUAUACACUACAAAUAAUAAAGUAGAGGAAAUGAAUCAAAAGUAUUUAGAAGAUAUCAAUAGAGAACAAUUUGAAUUCAUUGCCUUGGAUCGUAAUGCAAAUCAAGAGAAUAUUCAAGAUCAAAAGAAAAUCAAUCAUUUACAAUCAAUUUUUGAAAACUCUAGAAAAUCAUGUCUGGCUGCAUCAAGAUUCAAUUUAAAAUCGGGUGCUCAAGUUAUGUUGGUUAGAAAUAUUUCACCAACAUUAGUGAAUGGUAGUCGUGGUGUUGUAAUUGGUUUCAUGAAUCAAUCACCUGAUGAGCAAACUAAACUAAUUCAAUUCUUACAAGAACAACCAAUGCUUGAAACUAGACAACGUGAGAAAAUGAUUGAACAAUUUAAAUCAUCAGCAAUCUAUCUCAAAGGACAGCGUCAUAGAUAUCUACCAGUGGUUAAAUUUAUGAAUGAUGAAUUGGAAGUUAUUAAACCAGAAAACUAUUCAGUAUUCUAUGAUAAUGGUGAACGUAUUUAUCGUAUUCAAAUUCCCCUAAAAUUGGCUUGGGCUGUAACAUUUCAUAAAAUUCAAGGUGUCACAUUAGAUUGUGCUCAAAUUUCAUUGAAUAAAGUUUUUGAACAUGGUCAAAGUUAUGUAGCUCUCUCAAGAAUUAAAUCAUUGGAAGGUUUACAAAUAGUUGGUGAUUUCUCAAAAAAUUGUUUCAAAAUUGAUAAAAAGGUUAGUGAUUUUUAUCAAAAUUUAAAUUUAAAUUCAAAAAUUAAUCAAACUAAAAAAUCAUUACCACCUUUAGAAGAUUCUGAUUCAUUAAUUGAAAGUUUAAGAAAUAAAAAUGAUAAUAAUAAUAAUAAUAAUAAUUUAAAUGAUAUAAUUAAUGAUAAUAAUAAUAUAAUUAAAGAUAAUAUUCAAUAUAACAAUCAAAAUAAUAAUAAUAAUAAUAAUAAUCAAAAUAAUAAUCAAAAUAAUGAUAAUAAGAAUAUACCAAUACCACCUAUUCAAAAAUUAGAAGAAAAACAACAAGCACUUUUUGAUUCAACGAUUCCAAUUUAUUUUUUAUGUCCAAUAUCUCAAAAAAUUAUGGAGCAUCCUUAUGUUGCACCAGAUGGAUACACUUUUGAAAGGAGUUCAAUUUUAGAAUGGUUUGAUAAAAGAGGAGCAAUAUCCUUUGUUACAAAGAGACCAUUCUCAACAUCUGCAAUAUUAAUACCAAAUAGAAAUUUAAAAGCACAAAUUCAAGAGUGGAAAAAUAGUCACCCUCCACUAUAA
Molecule: messenger RNA, 2541 nt
Organism: Dictyostelium discoideum AX4
Lineage: Eukaryota; Evosea; Eumycetozoa; Dictyosteliales; Dictyosteliaceae
Exons: 1
Coding region: 1-2541 (846 amino acids)
Biological process (GO): protein ubiquitination; telomere maintenance; DNA repair
Cellular component (GO): ubiquitin ligase complex
Molecular function (GO): ubiquitin-protein transferase activity; DNA helicase activity; ATP hydrolysis activity
Source: RefSeq, a predicted model, not a curated record